UUUAAAUCUUUGCUCUGUUUCAGACUGAAGUGAUGAAAGAGGCUCUAAAGGAUCUAAAUUUGAACAUAGUGGAAAUGACGGAUGAGAAUGCAACGCUGGAUGGAGGAGACGUUCUGUUUACAGGUCGAGAAUUCUUUGUUGGUCUUUCUAAACGGACAAAUCAGAGAGGAGCAGAGAUUCUAGCUGAUGCAUUUAAGGACUAUGCUGUUUCCACUGUGCCUGUGCUGGAGGGGCUGCACCUGAAGAGCUUCUGCAGCAUGGGAGGACCAGGGCUUAUCAUCAUCGGCUCCAGUGAACCAGCUCAGAAGGCUCUUAAAAUUAUGCAGCAAAUGAGCGACCAUCGCUAUGACAAGCUGACGGUGCCAGAUGACAUUGCUGCUAACUGCAUCUACAUGAAUCUUCCCAACAAAGGACACGUGCUUCUUCACUGCACGGCGGAGGAGUUUCCAGAGAGUGUGAAGGUGUUUGAAAAGCUGAAAGACCACAUGCUGAUUCCUGUGUCCAAUAUGGAGAAAGUUAAAGUGGACGGGGCUCUCACAUGCUGCUCUGUGCUCAUCAGCAAGAAUCCAAACAUCUGAGCAUGUUGAAAAGUGAUCUUUCAGUGCAUGCUAAUCAAGCACUGCAGCUGGUAUACAGCUUAAUGUUGAACAAAAAGAGCAAGUUAGAGGAGAGAUGAGCACUUUCAGUAAUUUCUAUUACAUAAAAUCUAAAGGGAACCAUCAGGUCAUCUCUCCAGUACACUGAAAUUAGAAUAAGACGAGUUAAAAUGUGAGAGUAGUUUAGAUGAUAAACAUAAAGCAUCAGGUUACCAACAUCUUUUUAAAGAAAUCAGGAUUGAUAAUCGAGCUAUUUUGCCCUAAAAUUUAAAACCGACACUGUUCAAUAUGUUAAAAGUGAACAACAGGACCAAAACAGCUGUCUCUUCUAAUGUUAGAUAUUGUUUAAAAUCAGUAGAGGGAUGUAUGUGCCAUGUUGAUUUACAUCCUUGAACCUUAUGAAGAUUCAUAGCUUAUGUAUUGACUAAUCUGUGAAUACCAUUCAGUGUUUAUGACUCACAGAGAAGCUCAAUGAAAUUAACACAGAUUCAAUAGAUUCCUAUUUUGUCAUUGUAAGCUGAAAUAUUAAUAACAUUGUUCUGCAGAUCUAAAAGAAGAUGUGUAUAGAGUUAGGCUAUAUUGUUUACAUGCACCAUUUUGACUGUGAUUUACCUUUUGUGUGAUCUUGUGCCUACAUAGUGUGAGUAAACUUACAUUUUUAAAGAAAUGUAUUCUGGACCAAUAUCAAAGAAACCAGUUCAACUAGAACUGUCACCUAAAGUUUCACUUUUAUUACCCAUUCACAGCAAAAUUCUGACUGUUUCCAUACACUUGGUGCUGAAUCUAAUUCUGAAAAUACAUAAAUAUGUUUAAAAAUGACAAUGUAGCAAAAAGCUUGAAAAGUCUUUUGGUAUGAUGAUUGUAAUCUUUUUUUUAAAUCCAUUCCUGUUUUAAUGUUUAAAUUUCUGCCCUUCAAAAUCCAUUAGCACUCUUACUUUUAAUAACUUGCUUAAACAAAUUGCUCGUUAAAAUCCAGUUUGCUAUCUAAUACUACACAACCACCAACAGUUUCAGCAUAUUUGUUGCAAAAAAGAAAAGACUAAUUAAAAAAUACUGUACCAACCAUGCAUAGGUCAUGAAUGUAGUGCCUUGCAUAAGAAAUCACACACAUUCAACUAUGUUUUACAUUUUAAUCAUGUUAAAACCACAGAUAUUGUAUUUCACUUCAUGUAAUAGAACAACAGAAGUCUGAUACCGCCAAAUAGCAACUGCAGCAACCAACCGCCUUUAGAAGUAAACUACUUAGUUAAUAGUGCCACGUUUGUGGGAUUACAUUUCAAUAUUAAUGCAGUUGUUCCUUAAAGAUCUGAUAUUAGACAAACAAUCAUGAAGACCAAAAAACACAAUCAUUGUGUGGUGGGAUAAAAUGCGGAGACGUUUACUCCAGGGUUAGAUUAUACAACCCUAUGCCAACCUUUGAAAACCUCUUUUCUUAGUUGAACAAACCAUUUCCACUUUGAAACAAAGUGUUGUCAUCGUCAUACUGUUAAGUUGCUUUUUAUCAGCAGGAGCUGGUAAGAGAUGAUGGGAAAUAUGACCAUAGUUUAAGGCAGGGCAAUACUGGAAUAAAAGCUGACUGAGAUAGAUAUUCAUGCAUUGCUUUGUGGUAAAAUAUCACAUAAAAUACAAGGUACAUACAUUAACAUUUGUGGUUUGACAUGACAAAAUGUAGAAAAUACUUUUUAAGGCACUGUAUGUUUUUAUUGAAACCAACACAACCUUCCUUCCUACUUCUGCCAGUGCCUUUGUGGAAAAUCAAUGACUUUUCUCCCACUGAACGACUCUGAGGUUGCUGCACUUUCUCCAACAUCAUUAGUUCUGCCUGUGUUUUUGAUUACACUGGAUGUUUGUUAUUCUUGUUUGGCAGUUUUUCCUUCAGAAACUGAUGUAUGCCAUCCUGUCAGCACUCUCUGCAGCACAAAAUUCAACAGGACCAAAUGUGAUUGCAGUCAGUUUUCAGAACCAGUUAACCACAGUCGUGUGAUGAGCUUCCAGCAGAAGCCAACCUUAUGUUGCUGCUGCUUAAGUAGCUUCAUUUCCGUUGUUGGUGAAUUCGUGUUUGAGGCCUGUAAACAUGACAACACGAUAAAUACAAACACAUGUUCUAUAAUAACCCUGCAUGUCCAUCACAUCUGAGGCAGCUCUGGUUCUCGGUGUGAUUGUCUGUGAAAGUUGAGGAAAUGACAUCAAGAGGUGACUCAACCUCCCCCCAUAGACAUUAGCGUAUGGGCAAGUGGGCAGUGAUGAAACAUGGAAAGAAUUCAUGUCGGGAGGAAAAGCAGCUUGGGGAG
Messenger RNA from Poecilia latipinna (sailfin molly), 2887 nucleotides. RefSeq names its product N(G),N(G)-dimethylarginine dimethylaminohydrolase 1-like. Bases 33 to 578 code for a protein of 181 amino acids. The transcript has 5 exons. The record is from RefSeq and is a predicted model, not a curated record. Lineage: Eukaryota; Metazoa; Chordata; Actinopteri; Cyprinodontiformes; Poeciliidae. Gene Ontology annotation, molecular function: amino acid binding; dimethylargininase activity. Gene Ontology annotation, biological process: arginine metabolic process; positive regulation of nitric oxide biosynthetic process. Gene Ontology annotation, cellular component: mitochondrion.